Molecule: messenger RNA, 2077 nt
Organism: Suillus fuscotomentosus
Lineage: Eukaryota; Fungi; Basidiomycota; Agaricomycetes; Boletales; Suillaceae
Exons: 5
Coding region: 240-1760 (506 amino acids)
Biological process (GO): regulation of DNA-templated transcription
Molecular function (GO): DNA-binding transcription factor activity
Source: RefSeq, a predicted model, not a curated record
AAACCAAUACUAAUACCCACCACGAAAUCAUGCGCUUGGUAGCUUCAAAAGGAGCAAGAUCUAUGAUCAUCUAUCCCGGGGUGCACCCGACCAAAGCUGUAAUUGUAAUUAUACCACUGUGCCGUCCGGGAAACUUUACACCCAUGUUUGCCGUAUGGCCCACCCCCGCCACCCCCUUAUAUUAACCCGCCUCUCUUUAAUGUGUCCUAGUACUUUGACGCACGAUCACAUCACCCUCAAUGUUGCAUUACCAUGCACCCAUCACCCAUGCCUCGCCCGAUGGCUACCCAGUCCACGCUCAUACCGCACAUUCUGAUCGCUCCUCAUCGCCAUCCACUGGCAGCACCACGAGUUCGUCAUGUGCCUCCGGUUCUCCACGGCUAAUGUCGCCGAUUCAAAGUACGGAAAAUAUUUUUCGGACAAUCUUGAAUGUCAGGAAAGGUUGGAAGACUCUGAAGGGCAAUACCGAGCCUGUAUGGCCACCUUAUCUCGAAGCCACGAUGCUGGAAGGUCUUCAUCAAUAUAAACCCGUCGACUCGCGGGAAACUCAAAUUUUAGGACGAUUCCCUAUGCGCAAUCGCUUCAUCUCGGAGUACAUUUACCACAAAACGGGCAAGUACAGAUCAUCCAAACAAAUAGGCAGUCGACUACAGCAAUUUAGGGACACAUCCGAGGGGCGGGAAUUGAUCGAUUCCCUCGCCCGAUCUUAUCUCAGUACGCGGAGUGAAGUCGGCUCGCCACGGAGGUUUUCUCCUCAUAACCAUGUUUUUGAGGGUGAAUCCAUGCCUCCGCUCGACUAUAUAUCUGUCGACUCUUCGGGAAACGAAACCUCAUCUGCCUCCUCAUCUUACGGCUCCUCCGCAGAAUACAUUGACACUGCCAUGCCAUCCUCUAGACGAAACAACCUUCCUGACAACCGUACUCCAGUGUACAUUGACAUCUUGCCAGAGGCUAGCUCAUUCUCGAGCUCAUCCUCCUCACGUUCACGUGUACCAUCUUCUUCGUACAGGUCCUUUCAUGGUGCAGCUGCAUCCCAACCCUCCCCAAAUGCACCACGUUGCAUGAGGGACAUCGACCCUACCGUAACCUUCGUCUCACCUUCUACUGUCAUUGGCAAGUCAUCCUAUAUAGUGUUAUUGGAUGGCGCACCCAUACACAGCGAGGACACGAAACUCGAAUGUGUCGGACCAUAUUUCGCUGGUGCUUCCGGUGACGGGCCGUUGCUCUACAGCACGGCUCUGGUUCCCAAGUAUUGGGAUACCUUGUGCAAGUCUCCAGACCCCACCGUAUACACCAUUAUUCAGGAUGUGUACCGUUCUCCUGACUCAGCAACUUCCUCAAGGAACUCGGGUCGCCCACGCCCUGUCCUCAUAUUUUCUGCUAUAUACCACUUCCGAUACCCGGCAUCUACACGCGCACCCCCACCUUCCAUCCCACCGCAUUUGUCUUAUCAACCCAAUUCUGCAUCUUUAUCUCACAACACUCAUCCUUAUCCCAACAUGACCAACCCCAUCCGCCCGCCCGCAUUCCAAAACUCCAUGUCUCCGAGCUUCUCGGACCCAGGGAUGUUCCAAUCAUAUGACUACAGCACGCAAUACCGGCUGGAUGAGCCAUUCAGACUGGACGUCAACAUGGAUAACUUUUCCCUCGAUGAUUUCGUGGUCAACAUUGACUCGCCUGACGCGGCAUCAAAUGACAUGAUGGUUCAGUCGUCAUCAUCUUCAAGCUUCCCGAAGGACAUCCGGAAUUAUAUCAUGUAAAACUAUUGUACAUAUAAUCGUAAUAUCGGCACCUACUAUAUGCUCGAUAUUUAUCAUAAUGGGCCCUCUGAUGGGCCCAGAUGCUUCCAGACUGGACUCUCGUUCGUGUAGCUUCGCAUUCACUCGACUGAGAUUAAAGGACGCGAUACUUAUCUGCGUUUCGUUGGCUUCUACGGGCAAUUCAUGCCGCGCUUCUUGUGAUGCUAGUCAUCUGAUGUGAAGUAGGUCCGUUAUUAUGACAGAUAUGUAUGACUACGCCGACGCAGGGAUCUUCAAAUUCAAUUACUCGAAGCUCCCUCGUUGCUCUUCUGAUUGAU